This is a messenger RNA of Marmota flaviventris (yellow-bellied marmot), 714 nucleotides long. The record is from RefSeq and is a predicted model, not a curated record. NCBI's taxonomy places the organism in Eukaryota, Metazoa, Chordata, Mammalia, Rodentia, Sciuridae.
AUGCCCACUGGCUUUCUCCAUGGCAACACAUUUGACACCAAAAUUACUGGGAAUUGAGAGGCCACCCCCCAGUCAUGCCUACACAUGGCUUCACUGCAGAAAGCUGGCACCCACCUGUGUUGGGGGGGUCCUUGUGUACCCCACCUCUCUGCCACCCUAGACAUCCCAGAGUCCCAAUAUCCAGUUGCAGGGCAUCCUGAGACACAAGCAAACCAGGGUGCCCCUGAUGCAGCUACUGAGGCUGUACUGGGGCUGCAUGACCUUUGUAGCCCACGCCUCACCUUCCACACCAAGGUGGCCGCCAGCACCCUGCCUGUGUGCCGGCUCCAGCUGGAGAAUGCCCUCGUGCUGCUGAAGUGCUGGGGUGGCAGGCCUGACACAGCUCGUCUGCCUGUGGCCCCACUCACCUGCUCCUCUUCCCCACUGCUGGACAGGGAGGUGCGGCCCAGCAGUGUUGUCCAGCCCCUGGCCUUGCCAGAGAGCACCAGGCGAGGUGCAGAUGCUAACAUGGGCUCUGUCACCUCCAGCAGGGUGACUGGUGGGUCUCUGGUGUGAGGUCAAGGCUGGGUGGAUUGAAUCCUGUCCUUUAGCUCUAAGACCUGAACCAACAUCUUCAAGCCUCAUGUGGCUACUGCCAUGGCCCCCUAUGUGUCCUGGAUCAGGAGGGUCAUCAGCCACUGGCCAUCCUGGCCUCUGAUGUGGCACUCCAGUUGA